Molecule: messenger RNA, 1687 nt
Organism: Anastrepha obliqua
Lineage: Eukaryota; Metazoa; Arthropoda; Insecta; Diptera; Tephritidae
Exons: 5
Coding region: 105-1283 (392 amino acids)
Molecular function (GO): protein binding
Source: RefSeq, a predicted model, not a curated record
CGUCAAUUGAAAGAUUCUAAUAAAAAAAAAAUUUAACGAAACUUAGAAUCGCGCAUAUUUUUGAAUAAUUUUACAAGUGAUAUAGAAUUCUUUUUUUGCGCAAUAUGAAUGGUGUGAAAAAACCGCUACGUCGGUCCACAAACAAAGAAAAUAAUAAAGAAUUGAAAGAUGCAGAAUCGGGUAUACCAUUGCGUACGAUGGAGAGCAUAAUUGAUUCGAGGCACAUGUUUUUCUCGCAAGAGGAUUUCCAAAGUUGGUGUGAAGAAAUGUGGACCGCCUCGGAGACAAAGCAAAAAAUUAAAGUCCAGCUGUCCAACACCUCUCUACUUCUACUGGACUAUUUUCAAUUUAAGGCUGCGCGUACUAUUCAAAAAUAUCUCCGCCGCUGGUAUUAUGCGCGUAUCUACCAGCGCAAGCGUAGCGCUGCCAUACGCAUACAGUACGAAUGGCGUAAAUUCUACAAACUACGUGCGGCAUACCGCAAACUGGAGCAAGAAACACAAGAAACAGCGGAGAAGUUCUACUUCCGCCAGGCGCAAAAGAUUCAGGCACUGUGGCGCGGUUGGUUUACGCGGCAGAACAUACACGAUCACAAAGAGUUAAUGAAGUCGCAAGUGAUGACGGCGGAAGAUCUUCUGUUUUGUAUCGCCUUCAAGUUGCAUCAUAUGUUGCGCACCUAUCAGAUACCGGGUGUCUAUUCAUUAAGGAACUCACACUGUCUAUCUAAGGUUGAAAAACUGUUAGCCGCUAUGACUUUUAAACAGCACAACAAGUGUGUACGCCAACUACGCGCUAAACUUGAGAAAAGCACUAAUAAUGCCCGCACAAGGUUUGAAGAGUCUACUUUCAAUUCAGUCAUACCAUUUACUGGGCCCAAUGCACGCGGCCUCUGUGAACAGAAAUGUGCUGAUUUACAAAAAUCGAAGGAUUUAGAUCGUCGCAUGUAUAAGAUAUUGAAUAUGUUCGAACAGGCAGCCAAGGCAGAAACUCGAAAGCAACGAAGGGAGAGUCAUACAAGGGGGAAGGAACAAAAAGCUCAGUCUCCUAGGUCGAGAUCUAAACAACGCAAAUUACCACCAGCAGAGGAGAAAACAGAUUUUUGUGAGGAUAUUGUGGCUAGUAUGAAGCGUUGGAAUAUCUUGAAAGAGAAUAAUGUCACAGUAGAUCCUAACAUAUUUCGACGUCCGGAUUUGUUGGAAAAAUUUCUACAUGAAAUUGAGUCAAUUUAUAAUACGAUGCAAGACCGUUGCCAUUGCCGAAUACCUGAAGAUAUGUGCCAUUGAAAUUUUAACAGCAAAUCAAUUAAUUUAAACAUUUCGAAGGGGUGUCAAGAAGUUGAAAAUGCAAGCGAGCAGCAUAAGAGAAAUUGCAAAAUUUUCUAAUAAAUUGGAAAUACGAGAGCAUAGCCAUUUCAAUUCGUACAAUUUGACAUUCAAUAUACGCCAAGCUAGAUGCUCGCAACACUUGUCAAAUGAUGUAUGCGAAGCACAAGCAGUUCCAAUAUUUAGCAUUUGCAAACAGAAUUUUUCUUUUUUUAGUACAAGAAACGGUCAUACGUUGCCGCUUCUAUGAAUAUUACCAGCCAAUUGCUUACGUCAAUUGUUUUUCUUUAUUUUUUCUGCAAUUUUUGUUAUCUCGCAAUACUCGAAAACUCUUGAAUGGAAAAUAAAAAAAGCGAUCAAAAUCG